Molecule: messenger RNA, 714 nt
Organism: Thyridium curvatum
Lineage: Eukaryota; Fungi; Ascomycota; Sordariomycetes; Thyridiales; Thyridiaceae
Exons: 1
Coding region: 1-714 (237 amino acids)
Source: RefSeq, a predicted model, not a curated record
AUGUUGUCUCUCGUUAUUCUUACCCUCCUUGGCUCGAGCCACCUCUCUACCGCUCUUCCCACCUCGUCAGCCUUAUCUUACGAUGAUGUCAUCGUAAUCAAGAACGAUGGACAGCCCGAGAUCAUGAAAGCGGCCGACUUUGACCGCCUGGAACAUCGAGCUGCCGCGUUCUCACCACCAUCUGGCACUAAGGACUCCAACCCAGUCAGCCUGCAACCUCGUCGGGGCUGUGACAAGAGCACCGAGAUUCAGGUGCUCUCUGAUACCGAGUUCCUCAACUGGGAUGUCCCCAUUUCACCUGUUGUCAGCAGCGCUGGCGGCCAGAGUGCGUCCGUGGCCGUCUCUUCAGGCUACACUCUCUCCAAUACCUUGACAGCGGGCGCUUCAUUGGAUAUCCCGCUUAUCAAGAACCUUCUCUCGGCCUCGCUAUCCGUUUCCUACACGGAGACCUGGACUACGCAGCAGUCACAUACGUUGACAUUCAAUGUGCCCGAAAAUAUGUUCGGCGUCAUUGUUAGUCAGCCAUAUGUUCGUCGUGUCCAGGGGAACGUGUUCAGCGGCUGCACAGACAACCCGAGCAACAACACCUUCAUGUCGGACACGUACACGAGCCAGGCCUACAAAGACCUCAACUGGGUCAAGGGUGUGAUUCGGCUGUGUAGCAGCGACAAAUACCCCAUCCCAUACUGCAUUGGGGAAGGCACUCACGCUUAA